Molecule: messenger RNA, 1288 nt
Organism: Sinocyclocheilus rhinocerous
Lineage: Eukaryota; Metazoa; Chordata; Actinopteri; Cypriniformes; Cyprinidae
Product: vacuolar protein sorting-associated protein 52 homolog
Exons: 11
Coding region: 149-1273 (374 amino acids)
Biological process (GO): Golgi to vacuole transport; lysosomal transport; retrograde transport, endosome to Golgi
Cellular component (GO): GARP complex
Molecular function (GO): syntaxin binding
Source: RefSeq, a predicted model, not a curated record
AGUUGAUGCUGUUUAGUAGGCUUUAGUAUAUAUUCCAGAGCUUUUACUCUUUCUUAAGUAGGUUUCUUAUGAUUUUACAGUGUGACAGGCGUUUUUUGCGGGACUGUGAAACUGAACGGAAGUGUAGUCUUUGUGAACUACAGACGCAAUGGCGGAGGCGCUGCUCACCGGAGCUGUGCAUCUGAACUCCGGUGCUGAUUCUGCGGCGUAUCUACAGGACGAGAAGUCUGACUCUGAUGUGGUUCCUGCUCUGAAUCUGGGGGACCUGGACAUCACCACAGAUGAGCUCAUCCUGGACGAGGUGGACAUUCACAUUCAAGCGAAUCUGGAGGAUGAUCUGGUGAAGGAGGCACUCAAGACGGGUGUGGAUCUGCGGCAGUACUCCAAACAGGUGGAGACGGAGCUGCAGCGCAUCGAACAAGCAUCAAUCAAGGACUAUAUCAAAGAGAGUCAGAAUAUUGCCUCUUUACACAACCAGAUCACAGCCUGUGACUCCAUACUGGAGCGUAUGGAGGGCAUGCUGAGCAGCUUCCAGAGCGACCUGUCCUCCAUCAGCAGCGAGAUCCAGACGCUGCAGCAGCAGUCGGUCAGCAUGAACCUGAGGCUGAAGAACCGGCAGGCCGUGCGUGGUCAGCUCAGCCAGCUGGUGGACGAGCUGGUCGUUCCCGGCACCAUGAUCUCUGUGAUUCUGGACAGUCCUGUGACGGAGCAGGAGUUUCUGGAGCAGCUUCACGCGCUCAACAGCAAGAUCAACUAUGCUAAAGAGCUCCGCUUCAGAGAAACCCUCGCCUGCUCCGACAUACAGGACAUCGUAGAUCGCCUCAAAAUUAAAGCCGUCUCAAAGAUCCGUGAGCAGCGUAGCAGAUCUGUUCCGCCAAGACCAAAUACAUUAACUUUCGCUAUACUGAUUGUGGAUGUGUUUCUGCUCAUCUGCAGGUUUUUCUAUCAGUUCCUGUUAGCCAAUGAGAGGACAGUAGCUAAAGAGAUCCGGGACGAGUACGUGGACACCAUGAGCAAGAUCUACUUCAGUUACUUCAAGUCCUACAGCGGCAGACUGCUGAAAGUCCAGUAUGAAGACGUUGCAGAUAAGGAUGAUCUGAUGGGAGUGGAGGACACAGCCAAAAAAGGUUUUUUCUCCAAACCUUCUCUCAAGAGUAGGAACACUAUUUUCACAGUUGGCCAGAGGGGGGCAGUGUUGAGUCCUGCGGAGCUGGAGGGGCCCAUACUGAUCCCACACGCCGCUCAGAGAGGAGACUCCAGAGUGAGACACUGAGCUUCUGCUUUACAA